AUGUCGGAAAUGAACGCUGUCCGCUUUUAUGGCCAACGCGAUAUACGGCUUGACAAAAUCCCCGUACCCUCCGUCAAGCCUGGCCAGGUAAAAAUCGCGCCCAAAUUCUGCGGCAUCUGUGGCUCCGACCUGCACGAAUAUCUGGGUGGUGCAAAUCUGAUCCCUUCGCAAGGCCAUCCUCACCCAAUAACCGGUGAGACACUCCCCCUAACGCUUGGCCACGAGUUCAGCGGCGUCGUCGAGGAAGUUGGAUCCGGAGUCGAUCACGUCAAGCCCGGUGACCGAGUAUGCGUUCAGCCCAUCAUCUACGACGGCAGCUGUCGAGCCUGCCGACGAGGAUUGGUGAAUUGCUGUGAUAAUAAUGGAUUCGUGGGUCUCUCCGGCUGGGGUGGUGGCCUUUGUGAACAUAUGGUCGUUCCUGCAAGCUGCGUUAAGCCGUUGCCGGACAAUAUCUCUCUCGAAGUUGGUGCCCUGAUCGAACCAUUGGCAGUCGGCUGGCAUGCAGUGGACAUUUCACCCUUCAAGGAGGGCGAUUCGGUUCUUGUCCUCGGUGGUGGUCCAAUUGGUCUCGCGGUGGUCCAGGCACUAGUUGGCAGAGGAUGUAGGAAUAUCAUUGUCAGCGAAGUCAGUGGCAAGCGGAGAGCUUUUGCCCAACAAUUCGGCGCCCAUCAUGUGGUGGAUCCGAUCAAGACAGACAUCGUCGAAGAGGUCGAGAAAUUGACUAACGGAGAAGGAGCAGAUGUGGGAUUUGAUGCAGCUGGUGUCCAACCGGCAGUCGAUACGGCCUUCAAAGCAAUCAAAGCCCGAGGAACUUUGGUGAAUAUUGCAGUAUGGGAGAAGAGAGCGACGUUGAACAUGAACGAUGUUGUGUUUAGAGAAAGAGCGUAUAUGGGAAUAGCAACUUAUGCCCUCGGUGAUUUUGAAGCCGUCGUCAAAGCCAUUUCAACAGGCGCCAUGAAUCCCGAAGGCAUGAUCACUAAAACCAUCAAACUCGACCAAGUGGCAGAAGAAGGCUUCAAGACGUUGAUCGAAGACAAGGAGAAUCAUGUCAAGAUCUUGGUGGAUGUUGGCGCAGGGAUAUAA
Molecule: messenger RNA, 1083 nt
Organism: Rhinocladiella mackenziei CBS 650.93
Lineage: Eukaryota; Fungi; Ascomycota; Eurotiomycetes; Chaetothyriales; Herpotrichiellaceae
Product: chlorophyll synthesis pathway protein BchC
Exons: 3
Coding region: 1-1083 (360 amino acids)
Biological process (GO): butanediol biosynthetic process
Cellular component (GO): cytoplasm
Molecular function (GO): zinc ion binding; (R,R)-butanediol dehydrogenase activity
Source: RefSeq, a predicted model, not a curated record